AUGUAUAAUCCGGGUUGGAGAAAUCACCCAAACUUUGGGUGGAAAGCUAAUUCCAAUAACCAAAACCCACUCGGAUAUGCUCAACGCGCUCCCGCACCGCAACAGUCCCAGGGGCAAUCCUUUCAGCCCCAGGGACAAUCUUUUCAGCCAUCAGGACAAACCUUUCAACCACGUUACAAUAAUUUAGGUUCAGGAAGCACUUCCCAGCCACAAACAUCUCACAACAACUCGAAACUAGAGGAGAUGAUGGUGCAGCUGUUAAACAACUCCAACAAUGCCAACCAAAUAACUGAGAAACAAUACCAACAGCAUGAGGAGCGUUUCAUGGCACAAGAAGGGGAAAUGCGGAGCCAGAAGGCUUCAAUACAAACCAUUGAGAAUCAAGUCGGCCAAUUGGCCAAGAUGUUGUCUGAAAGACCACAAGGUAGUCUUCCAGGUAACACAGAACCAAAUCUAAGAGGGCACGUUAAUGCAGUAAUGACGAGGAGUGGUAAAACCAUGGGACCUGACAAAUCGGACUCACCACCGAUCAGUGAUAUGGUCCAAACUGACGCUUCAGAUGAGGUGCAGGCUAGGCGAGUCCCAGCAAGUACAACACAGUUCCAGGAGCCAGUUAAAGACUUCAUUCCUCAUGUCCCAUAUCCGAGCAGACUGAAGAAGCAGAAGAACGAUGAACAACAUGGUAUGUUUUUAGAGAUGUUUAAACAAUUACAUAUAAACAUACCAUUUGUUGAGGCAUUGGCUCAAAUGCCUAAAUACGCCAGAUUCUUAAAAGACAUCCUCACAAACAAGCAGAAGCUCGAAAGCUUGUCUUGUGUGUUGAUGAAUGAAAACUGUUCAGCCCUUCUCCAAAACUGUCUACCUGAAAAGAUGGGAGAUCCGGGCAGUUUUACUCUUACCUGUCUCAUUGGCAGCAUGUCGGUCAGUCACGCAUUAGCCGAUUUAGGAGCUAGCAUAAACCUUAUGUCGUAUAAGGUCUUUGCUAAAUUAGAUCUGGGUGAACCUUCACCCACUAGAAUGAGCAUUCGACUUGCAGAUCACAUGGACGAAGAUUCAAAAGUGCCAUUAAUACUUGGACGACCAUUCCUCAAUACUGCGAGGACGAUUGUUGAUGUGGUAACUAGCCAAAUCACACUCCGAGUAAAUUACGAGCACGUGAAUUUCGAUAUUAAAAGAUCAAUGCAACAUCCGCAAAGUCACGAUGACAUGCUUUACUAUGUCGACAUUGUCGAUACUUGUGUAAGCUCUCAUUUCCAAGGCACUAUUGAAGAAAUUGAUACGGACACACAUUUGUUGUGUGAGAACCAAAAUGGCAUUUUGCAGGAGGGCCACGAAACUGAGCAGCCGGUUUACCAAAUCGGUGAAGAUGGUUCUCAAAGUCCAGAUCAAUUUAUGGAGAUUGACCGUGAAGUUGAAGAAAAGUCCAAACCAUCGGUUGAAGAUCCACCGUCAUUAGAGUUAAAAGAACUAACACCGCAUCACGAGUAUGCAUUUCUAGACGAGGAGUGUCGCAUGCCACUCAUCAUUUCAGCAUCUUUAGUAAAGAAGAAAAGAGACAUCUUCUCGAAGUUCUAA
This is a messenger RNA of Helianthus annuus (common sunflower), 1575 nucleotides long. RefSeq lists its product as uncharacterized. The record is from RefSeq and is a predicted model, not a curated record. The coding region runs from base 1 to 1575 and encodes 524 amino acids. The transcript is spliced from 2 exons. Lineage: Eukaryota; Viridiplantae; Streptophyta; Magnoliopsida; Asterales; Asteraceae.